Phialemonium atrogriseum is the source of this 1404-nucleotide messenger RNA. RefSeq names its product MFS general substrate transporter. Gene Ontology annotation, biological process: transmembrane transport. The transcript is spliced from 3 exons. Gene Ontology annotation, molecular function: transmembrane transporter activity. The record is from RefSeq and is a predicted model, not a curated record. Bases 1 to 1404 code for a protein of 467 amino acids. NCBI's taxonomy places the organism in Eukaryota, Fungi, Ascomycota, Sordariomycetes, Cephalothecales, Cephalothecaceae.
AUGGCCUCCGUGGUCGAGAAAGGCGGCCUUCCACCAACAGAUAACGCCACGCAAGUGCUGCCGGAUAACACAGACAUUGAGGAAGCAGCUGCAAACGUUGAUGGCGACACACAAGCCCGUGACCGCCUUGACAAGCUCAAGAAAGACUAUGGCAGCACCUGGAAUGGCCCAAACAAUCCCAACGAUCCCUAUAACUGGUCAUCGUUCCGCAAGAUCGGCAUCGGGGUCAUAUUCUCCUUUUGGCAGCUUGUGACUCUCAUGUCCGCCAGCAUGAUUGCUGCUGCCCUGGGCGAUAUCGAGCGAGAUUUGAACGUCGAUGCGUCGACUGCCCAGAUCAUCUUCUCCACUUACUUUCUCGGCCUGGCCUUUGCCCCGUUCCUCAUCGCAGCCGUUGCCGAGAUGAAUGGGCGCAAGGGCGUCUGGGUGUUUGGAAAUCCUUGGUACAUCCUGUGGAAUGCCCGCUGUCCCGUCGGCAACUCCAAGGGCUUGAUGAUUGUUGGCAGGCUCAUGACAGGAGCGGGAGCAAGCGCAGGCAUAACGUGGCAAUGGAUCUUCUGGAUCAUGUGCAUCUUCAACACCGCAAUCACUCUGCUUGGUGUUGUGUUCAUACGGGAGUCGUACACCCCCGUCCUCCUCCGCCGCAAAGCCCGGGCCCAACACGGCCCCGCCGACACGCCCUGGAACCGGCUGUUCUGGCGAGAUCUCCUCUCGCGGCUGUCCGUCAACUUCCGCCGACCUUACCUCCUCCUGGCCCGGAGACCAGUGAUCCAGGUGAUCGCCUUGAUCAUGGCCCUCAACUUCGGCAUCUACUGCUUCAUGCUCUCAACCUUCGCCACCCUCUGGAUCGACCUGUACGGCCAAUCCACCACGACCAGCAGCCUGAAUUACAUCGUCGGCACGACGGUCUGGGCCCAGGUCGGCGGCCACAUCAUGGACCUCAUCUACCUGCGCCUCCGCGACCGCGCCGGCGGCACCGGCGGGCGGCCCGAGUUCCGCGUCCCCUGGAUGGCACCCGGCGUGGCCAUGCUGGCGGCGGGGCUGUUCUGGUACGGCUGGUCGGCGGAGCAACUGGCGGCGUGGGCCUCCGUCGACGCGGGCGCGGCCGUGUUCGCGUGCGGCAGCUUCGUCGUCGGCCAGGCCCUGCUGGCGUACCAGCUGGACGAGUUCACCGGGCACGGCGCCUCGGCCAACGCCGCGUCGCGCGUCCUGUCCAACCUGCUCGGCUUCGCGUUCCCCGUCUUCGCGCCCGCGCUGUACGGCCGCCUGGGCUACGGGUGGGGGAAUAGCCUGCUGGGGUUCGUCUGGGUCGCGCUGGUGGGGCCGGCGCCCGUGCUGCUGUGGUUCUGGGGUGGCAGGUUGAGGGCGCUGGGCCGGAAGCCUGGCGAAGGGGCCGGUGGUGCGUAG